AUGAUGGCUCCUACUACUGGAUUCACAGAUGAUUCCAUUUGCAAUAAUAGUUUAAUGAUAAAAACAAAAGUACAUCUUUCCUUAUUGAAGUCAAGUCCAUAGCUGAUGCAACAGAUGGUGAUAUUUUGGAUAUUUUGCUCCUCUUGCAGCCGAUAAAGAUAUUAGAUUGGUCAAAAUAAAGUACCAAAGGAUCCAAGAAUGAAAGAAUAAAAAGAUUUGCUUUUGUUGAAUUCUUUAGUGUUUAAGACGCAGAAAAUGUUUAUAGAUAUGUUACUCAAAAUGAAGUCAGACUUAAUGGUGAUUAACUGAUAAUCUAAUACUCCAGAAAUAACAGAGCUUCACGAUAUGAAGACCACUCAAAACCAUUUGGGUAUUUUAUAAGACUAAACUUAGAUUCUAUCCAAAUAACUAAUUUGUGAUUUAACCAUAAGGACACUUACAACCAUAGAUUCCAUCACAACUUAAUUCAUAAUAACAGCCAUAAUAACCAUAGGAUAUUAUUCAAUAACAACAAUAAUCUCAAAUUUAAAUACCAAUUCAAAUGUAAAUGCCAACACCUCCUCCUAUUUCAAUCCAUUAAAUUUCAUAAAUUCCACCUCUCUCACACAACCAACCAACAAAAACUUAAUCUAUUCCCAAUUACCAAAAUAAAUGUCAGAAAUCUCUAUUGUGUAGCCAAUAAUUUAAGCGCCGUAUUAAGCAGCCUAAUUGGCUUAAGAGAGAAUCAUAUUGAAAUAAGAACAAAAACUUCCUUUAUCAACUCUUUCCAUGAAUCUAAUGUCUACACUCCCACCCAAAAUUGAUAAUCCAAAACCUUAAUAAUAAUAGUAACCAAUUUAAUAAUAAUCUUAAUAAUAAAAAAAAUAAUAAAAAGCUGAAGAGACAGAAGAAGAUGUCAAAUCUGAUAAAGAGGAUGAUCAGCCGUCUCCUCUACCUGCAUAACCUAUAAAUAAAGUACAACCUCAAUUAACUGAAGCCUAAAGAAGGAAAAAAGCUGAAUUAGAAUUAAAAAAAUGGGAAAAAUAAUAACAAACAAAAAUACCAGGAUUAAAAGUUCCUCCUUCUAAAUCUAUUAUAAAUCAAGUAGAAUAGUAACUAGAUUGA
This is a messenger RNA of Paramecium octaurelia, 1104 nucleotides long. The record is from the annotation of a GenBank genome assembly. NCBI's taxonomy places the organism in Eukaryota, Ciliophora, Oligohymenophorea, Peniculida, Parameciidae.